Chondrus crispus (carragheen) is the source of this 3686-nucleotide messenger RNA. RefSeq lists its product as hypothetical. The transcript has 2 exons. NCBI's taxonomy places the organism in Eukaryota, Rhodophyta, Florideophyceae, Gigartinales, Gigartinaceae. The coding region runs from base 1 to 3231 and encodes 1076 amino acids. The record is from RefSeq and is a predicted model, not a curated record.
AUGCCUGCUCCAGCCUCAUCACCUGCUUCAGCUCGAUCACCCCCUCAAGCACAUUCUCCUUCUUCUGGUCCUGCACUUGUUGCUGUCCACGCCUCUACCGCUGCCUCGCUGGAGCCAAAAGUCGUGUCCAGACCGAACUCAGUUGACCGUUCCUCGCCGGCGGGUCCCAAUGUCCACGUUACGCGGCGAUAUGAACCUGCUGUUAUUCCAGUGGCAUCAACAACGUCGCGAGCAGCCGAAAGUACACCCUCCACUCCGCGCAUCGUAUUGCAACGUCCGCGGACGGCGGGAAUCGAGGCUACAGUGGACAAAAACCGUCGCCAGCCUGUCCCUGCCCAGCAGCGCGAAGCGCAACAGGGACUGCCAGCGCGCCGCUCCGGAGUCACAAGGAAUGCUGGUUCAGAGCAUACCCCAACACCUCAUAGGCCCCAGGACGGUACGAAACAGAGGAGGCAUCCAUACCGCGCCCGGGAAUAUGACGGACCAGCUGCGAAUGAAUCGAGGGAACAAUGGCUGGAGCGCCGGAGACGAGAAACAGAGAUUCGGAACGUAGUCAAAUCCAUUCUUCAAAUGUGUGUCCAUCGCGCAGUUUACGGAAUCAAACCCGGUCCGAAACGACCAUACGGGAGACGAGGAAGCUCUCAGUCGGCCCAGCAUCCGCGGAGAAAGGACUACAAUCGACCGCGUUGGACCGGGUCGCCCGGGUCGAAAACACCUGAAUCCGCCCCGGGAAAACCAAGUGCCCCAGCCCCAGCGGCAUCCCCCGAAGUGCGUCGGAAUUCUGCGUCCAAGCCGCAGUCUCGUCCGCAGCAGGCAGCACUUGCGAAGCCUCUUCCUGCACAGGCAAAGGAGAUACCUCCACAACCGAGAGUAGCCCCUGCGCCAUUGCGACCUGCGCCGUGGGCGCCAAAGGCGCCCGGGUCGUCUCCUGAGACGAAAAAUGUACAUGGAUCUAGAACAGAGGGUUUGCCGGUGGAUGCGUCCAAAAUUGAAGACUGGAGUAUGCGGCAAAGUCAGGUCUCCAGUCCUUCACUUGAUCCAACACCCAUGCAGUCUUCUGUACCCUCAAGACAGCAGCCGAGAUCUCGCUCCGGGGCUGGACAUGUGCCGCCGUCGGCCGUACGCAACAUCAUUCCCGUAAAAGCCAGUCAAUCGUCGAAAGCAAGCGGCGCCGAUCGACAGUUGGAGGUGGAUUCUGUCACAAUACCGGCUCCGAGUGGGGGCAUUAGAGUUGUACAGCGUCCAGAUCGUGGGCGUGGUGCAAAUCGACAAGGUCCCGGCGGUUCUGCAGUAUUAUCAAAUGGAAAGAACCUUUUGUCCGGAGCAGCUGUGACGCCCGCCAACGGGCCGUUUGACAAGCCGAGAUACGCCCCUCGAAGGCGAGGGGGGAAGCUUGAUGUUCCGAGAAGAGACAGAAGAGCUCCUUAUCGAAAAAGCGACGAUGCUCGUGCGUCAGGGGAAGAUCAGCGAGGCGGGUAUGGUGUACCAUUGACGUCGCACUCUAUUCCAUUAGAUGCGAAGCAGGAAUCUGAGGCAUGGGCGGCAAACAACGGGCCCAAGCAGCCUGCGAGCUUUGACGCUAUUACUCGCGCAUUUUCGAAUCAGCCCGCACCCUUUCCUCUUGUUGGUGCUCCCUUGCUGCCACUAGUACCUGUUGUGUCAAUCAUCUCAACUCCUGAUGAGGGUAGCGCCUCUACAGCCAAUGACUCGAAUCGUGGAGCCUGGAAUGCGAGCGGAACCUGGACCGGUACACAGAAGGAGGUCAAAACAGACUGGUGGCAGUCAAAGAGCAAUAACAGUAAUUCUUUUGAAAAGGACACAGUCAAGAAACCUUCAUCCAGAAACCACGCGAACAAGAGUUUGAAAAGCAAUGGAGCGCCUGGACAAAAGAAGGACAGGAGAAUGUUGCAACCAGAGACGGGAGCCACUGAGCAGAAAACCACGACUCCUCGAGGCCCAAUUGGGACGAGGUCAGAGGGCGGGACCAAACAGCGUCGGAAACAGACUCGAGCACGGAAGGCGAAGAAAUUAUCGCCGGAGAUUGUCGAACAAACAAGCAAGGAACCGAAAGCCACUAGCAAUAUUGCGAAGCCGGAGCACAGAAACAGCAAAAUUAAUGGGACCGAAAUUGUGGCUCCAGUCGAACCUGCCCAGCCCGCAAUGGAUACUGCGGGUGAGUCCGCUGUGUCGAGGAAGAAAUCUGUCGUUGUUUCAGGAGAAGCGUAUGGGUUGCGUACACCUGCUGCUCAAGGAAUGAACGCUUCGAAAGCAUUACCAUCAGAGGUAUCGCAAUCGAAAAGUGGUCCCGCACCGCGAGCGAAGAACAAACGGUCAAUAACACGUGCAAAGAAGAAGCCACCAGCGCCAGCACCGGCGGAAGGUGAUGAUCUGAUGCAUUUUAAUGUUUCUGAGGGAAACGUCGUCGAAGUGGGACCGACGCGAACCUCGGCCAAACAAAAGGAAGUCUUUCGUCCUCGAAGGACCGGGAAUGGGACACAUGGCAAAUCAAUGCGGAAGACAAACGAUAAACCACGGGUAUCCACUGCAGCAUCAGAAACUGAGGUCAAGCCCGAGGUCAAGGCGAACGAUAACGCAGCAGCAGUGAGCCGUGAGGCGUCUGAUCUUCCCACAAAGGGCCAGCAGGAAAAGCCUGCGAAGGAACAAAAUGAAUUAUCUUCGCAAUCACCUUUUCAGGAUGGCGUCAACUCGAAGAAAGAAGGUGUCCAUGCUCGCGCCGACGCAAAGAUUGGUCCGCAGUCACGCGGUAACAGGAACAAUAACGGUAAGCACAGAAACCCCAAGCGGUUAUCGGAACGAGACACGAAAACUGAGAACAAGUCGAAUGAUGCCUCCGCAUCAAGUGACAUCAAGGAAUCGAAGGCUCUGGACGUGUCGGCUGCCGGAGGCGAGAAGAGCGAAAAGAGCACCAGCGCUACUCCGCUAGUGAGCAGGGAGGGAGAAGCAGGUUCUUUUACUCCCCAAACAACGCAACCGUCUGGAAAGCCAGCAUCUCGCGGAGCCCCUGGUGGUGUCCGAGGGCGCGGAGGACGGCGCGGACGCGGAUGGAGAGGCGGUCGAGGCGGGCGGGGCGGGCGUGGUGGCCGAGGCAGUCGCGGCAGGGGUCGCGGCAGUGUGAAUAGCAAUGCCAAUAGUGCCUCAGGCAACAGCAAUAGCACGAGCAUUACGCAACCCGUUGUCGCCAAGGCUGUCACCAGCGACGCCAAACCGUAGCCUGCGCCUUGUCUGUAUCACCCUCUUCCACAUGUGUUGUGUAGGAUCACUUCGUUCCAUCCACAUUAAUCAGCACCAGGACAAGAGGGAACAGCAACAAGGAAUAGGAGGGGUCCCGCUCCUCACUCCGCUAACAAGCAACAGGCGGAUACCCAAUCUGUGAAUGCAUGAAUGAGCCCUCUUUGCUCGGAGCUACAAAGAUUUCUCCCCCGCAAGUGCCUCUGACCACUAUUUCACGAAACGCCAUGUUUGUCGAAUAGAAAGCCCUCCCAAGGCAGCCUUGCUACGCACCAGGUAGUAAUAUCUGCAGAUAGGUCACGCAUAUGUGCGCAUGCCUGGCUUUUGAUGUGUUCGUCUGUGGAAUAAUCUAGUGGCGCAAAAGCACUGUAGCGACAUAGUUGCGCCCUUCACGUACGCACUGAACUGCUAGUUCAAUAAAUGAAAAGGAUUUUUCG